Molecule: messenger RNA, 2763 nt
Organism: Sabethes cyaneus
Lineage: Eukaryota; Metazoa; Arthropoda; Insecta; Diptera; Culicidae
Exons: 3
Coding region: 1-2763 (920 amino acids)
Biological process (GO): DNA integration
Molecular function (GO): nucleic acid binding
Source: RefSeq, a predicted model, not a curated record
AUGUCUCCUGUAGAUCCGACAAAGGAUAAUGACACCCUAGCGAAACCAUACUACAUGCCCCACCACUGUGUAGAAAAACCGGACAGUGCAACUACGAAACUGCGGGUCGUCUUUGACGUAUCCUGCGCCACCGAUACAGGAGUAUCACUUAAUGAUGCACUUAUGGUCGGUCAUAUCAAACAAGAUGAUGUAUACAGCAUUAUUCUUAGAUUUCGGUUACAUCGGUUUGCCAUUGUAGCCGAUCUAGAAAAAAUGUACCGUCAGGUGUUGGUACAACCAUCGGACCGUCACCUGCAGCGAAUUCUCUGGCGCGAUUCUCCAAACGAUCCCAUACAGUGUUUCGAACUAAAGACCGUGACAUACGGCACCGCUUCGGCACCAUUCUUGGCCACACGUUGCCUACAGCAGCUUGCAUUAGACGGAACUUCACUUUAUCCAAGGGCAGCGCGUGCUCUUUCGAAUAAUUUUUAUAUUGACGAUCUUCUCGGUGGCAGUAACAUAGAGGAAGAAGAAACGGAGCUUUGCGGACAGCUCAUUGCACUUCUUCAGUCGGCGGGAUUUAAGUUGCACAAGUGGGCAUCAAAUAAUCCGAGUAUUUUGAAAAACAUUCCGGUGGAACUUCGAGAAAACCGACAGCUACUGGAAAUCGAUGCUUCUACAUCUCCAGUAAAAACUCUUGGCCUUUUGUGGCAGCCCAUUGAUGAUGUCUUUCGCUUCAAGGUACCUGAGUGGGCACAAAGAACUGCAAUCACAAAGCGGAUAGUGUUAUCAGAUGCUGCCAGAUUGUUCGAUCCUCUUGGCCUUCUAGGGCCAACCAUUCUGCUCUCGAAGCUUUUCAUGCAGAAGUUGUGGGCAUUGAAGCUUGCGUGGGAUGUUCCACUGGAAGAGCCUUUGCAAAAAUCCUGGAGAGAGUUUUUUGACGACCUGGAGGGUUUUCGUUCACUUUCUGUUCCACGAUGGGCAGCUCCAGCUACUGGUGAAUUCAGCAUGGAACUGCACGGUUUCUGCGACGCAUCGGAGCGUGCAUACGGUGCUUGUUUUUUCCUUCGUACUGUAACUACUGAGGGAACUAUUGCGGUGCAUCUUCUUACGGCCAAGUCAAAGGUAGUUCCGUGCAAUAACGGAAGGAAACAACGGCCAGUAUCGUUGCCCAGACUGGAGUUGUCAGCGGCAUUAUUGCUAAGCCACUUAUACGAAAAGGUGCAAGGAGCCUUACAAUUCCCUGGUCGAUCGUACUUUUGGACGGAUUCAACAAUUGUUAUUCAUUGGCUAGCGGCAGAACCCAGCCGUUGGAAAAAAUUUGUAUCUAACCGAGUUGCCGAGAUCCAACACAUCACGGCGGCCGGAAUCUGGGGACACGUAGCGGGAAUAGAAAACCCAGCAGAUGCUGUCUCGCGCGGAAUGCCAGCUUCUCAGCUAAUCCAACACAAUAUCUGGUGGAACGGACCUACCUGGCUAAGCCAGUCGCUUCGAAUAGCGCAACAAGAAUCCUUUUCCGAAGAUAUCCGUUCCAUUCAAACCAAUGGUCAAGUCAAGGUGACAUCCAAAUUGAAAUCAUUGUCACCAAUCCUGGUAGACAAUCUGCUUCGCGUACGUGGUCGCUUGCGCAAUGCACUAGUUCCGUAUGAUCAAAAACAACCGAUGAUUCUCGACAGCAAGCAUCCUCUCGCUCUUCUAAUUGUGCGACAUUAUCAUGUCAAACUUUUACAUGCUGGACCCCAACUUUUGAUGUCAUCAGUGCGGCAAAGGUUCUGGCCGCUUAGACUCCGCAAUCUGGCCCGUUACGUGGUGCACCACUGUGUCACCUGCUUUCGCUGUAAGCCCAGCGCAUCGGAACAGCUAAUGGCAGAUCUUCCUUCUGUUCGAGUAUCACCUGUACUUCCGUUUUUAAAUUCGGGUGUGGAUUUUUGUGGUCCGUUCCAUUUAAGACCACCUCAUCGUAAAGCUGCCACACAAAAAUGCUACGCAGCAGUCUUUGUCUGCAUGUCAACGAAGGCUGUCCAUUUGGAGCUCGUCAGCAGUUUAUCUGCUGAGUCUUUUCUCGCCGCUCUGAUACGAUUUGCUGCUAGACGUGGUGUACCCAAAUCCAUCUACUGCGACAACGCCACGAAUUUCGUCGGGACUCGUAGAAUUCUGAACGAGUUCUUGGAAUUGUUUCGUUCACAGCAAACCCGCAUCGACAUAAUGCGUCAGUGCUCGGACGAGGGCAUUGAGUUUUGCUUCAUACCGCCAAGAUCACCUCACUUCGGCGGGCUGUGGGAGGCCGCGGUUAUGGCUCUCAAAACUCAUCUCUACAGGACUCUGAAGACAUCGCUUGUAACACCCGAACAAAUGCUAACUAUUCUCACCCAGGUGGAAGCUUGUCUAAACUCCAGGCCGUUAACUCAACUUAGCAACGAUCCAGAUGAUAUAGACGUUCUUACGGCAGGUCAUUUCUUGGCGCACCGUCAAUUAACUGCCAUCCCGGAACCCUCAUACGAGGAGGUACCCUCAAACCUCUUCAGCAGCGUAGUCGGUGGACUCACGAACGAAACAACAUACAAAUUGGAACGAUGGUAUUACAAUUUGCCACCACUGAAAUGGAGAUUCGGUCGCGUGAUCGAAAUAUUUGCUGGCAGCGACAAUCGUAUUCGUGUCAUCAGCAUUCGAACCAAAGAAGGCGUUUAUCGACGGGCAAUCAACCGAGUCUGUGUUCUACCGAUCGAAGACAAUCAACCACCGAACACAGCAACGUUCCAGUCGUUCGAGGUUCCAGCAAACUAG